Molecule: messenger RNA, 530 nt
Organism: Tripterygium wilfordii
Lineage: Eukaryota; Viridiplantae; Streptophyta; Magnoliopsida; Celastrales; Celastraceae
Product: lysM domain-containing protein ARB_03438-like
Exons: 2
Coding region: 128-430 (100 amino acids)
Source: RefSeq, a predicted model, not a curated record
AUUUGUCUCUACUACCAUAUACACUCUCUUGCUGCUAUAAAUAGUUAAAAGAGUUCUCUUCAUCUCCAGGAGGGGGAGAGAGAGAGAGAGAGAGAGUAUUGAACCAGUGAAGGAAGGAUCUAAGAUUAUGGAAGCCAGAACCAUCAAUUUGCUCUUGAUGCUUUCUUUUCUCCUCACUGCCUGCCUUGUGGAAAGCCGAUACCUAAGCAAUACAGUUGGUGGCGGGUUUUCAUCAGUUGAGAUUAAAGACAACGAGAAGCCAUUUCAUUGCGUAACGUUUUAUGGAGUAGAAAGUGGAAACACUUGCGAUUCCAUUAUAGAUUAUUACAAGUCGAAUGCUGAAGCCUUUUACCAUUACAACCCAAAUAUCAACUGCGAGGAUCUCUUCAUUGGACAAUGGGUUUGUGUCAAUGGAGGAGAAAACGAGUAAACACAGGCUUGAGGCUUCGCCAUGUUGAAGAAACCCCAUAAAUAUAUGGAGAUGAAUGUACUUGAAUAAGGAGAAAUAAGACAAGCUUUUUUUCACUAAA